This is a messenger RNA of Musa acuminata AAA Group (dessert banana), 1454 nucleotides long. Its product is annotated as probable sugar phosphate/phosphate translocator At3g14410. Gene Ontology annotation, cellular component: endosome; Golgi apparatus; trans-Golgi network. Bases 168 to 1253 code for a protein of 361 amino acids. NCBI's taxonomy places the organism in Eukaryota, Viridiplantae, Streptophyta, Magnoliopsida, Zingiberales, Musaceae. The transcript is spliced from 7 exons. Gene Ontology annotation, molecular function: antiporter activity. The record is from RefSeq and is a predicted model, not a curated record.
CCGAGUUACCCGUGAGGCAGUCAUCCUCGGGUUACCUCGGGGGAAGGACGAGCGUCACUCGUUGAGCGAUCGUCUUCCGCAGCGCGACGAGGCGUCGGCUCGUUGGACUCCCCCCAACAUCCCAAUCCGCUUCUCUCUCUUCACCCUUCGUGUGCGUGCGAGGCGAGAUGAAUCGACCCGCCGGCCCCCUUUUUGCCCGGGGAGAAAAGGCAGCUAUGGUGGCGGCGGACUUGAUCCGGAGGUGCCGGGAAGGCGGUAUCACGUAUGGUUAUCUUCUCCUCUACAUUGCCUUGUCCAGCGGCCAGAUCUUCUUCAACAAGUGGGUCUUAUCCUCUAAACAGAUCAAUUUCCCCUAUCCAGUUGCAUUGACUUUACUUCACAUGCUUUUCUCCUCUGUAUUAUGCUUUCUACUCACCAAAGUCUUUAAGAUUAUAAAGAUUGAAGGGGGAAUUUAUUCAGAAAUAUAUAUCACAUCAGUCAUGCCAAUUGGUGCCAUGUUCGCAAUGACUCUUUGGCUGGGAAAUAGUGCCUACCUCUACAUAUCUGUUGCAUUCGCCCAAAUGUUGAAAGCUACCAUGCCUGUUGCUGUGUUUUUUCUUGGAGCAGCUGUAGGCCUUGAAGCUUUUAGUUGUAGAAUGUUUACUAUCAUGUCUGUGAUUAGUGUUGGAGUAGUUGUGGCUUCAUAUGGGGAGAUUAGCAUCAGUUGGAUUGGUGUGGUUUAUCAGAUGGGUGGUGUAGUUGGUGAAGCUUUAAGACUAAUCUUCAUUGAAAUCUUUGUCAAGAAAAAGGGUGUUCGAUUGAAUUCAAUAUCUAUGAUGUACUAUGUUAGUCCCUGCAGUGCUUUGUGCCUGUUUGUUCCAUGGAUAUUCUUGGAGAAACCAAAAAUGGAUUCUAGUGGGCCCUGGAACUUCCCACCAAUAAUUUUGGGUCUUAACUGUCUUUGUACAUUUGCACUCAAUCUGUCAGUUUUCCUUGUGAUUACCCGCACAAGUGCUCUGACGAUUCGUGUUGCUGGAGUUGUCAGGGACUGGGUUGUGGUUUUACUAUCAGCUUUGAUAUUUUCUGAUUCAAAGCUGACAAUCAUCAACCUGAUUGGUUAUGGUAUAGCUAUUUCAGGUAUUGUGGCAUACAACAAUCACAAGUUGAAAAAUGAAGCAUCUGAGAUAAAAUCAGUGGUUAAUGUUGACACUGAUGAUCAAGGAAAAUCCCAAGAUGAUCAGGCAGCCUUGAUCCCGCUAAAGGAAAAUACAUAAAGGUGAUUUCCAUGAUUUCUGGGGUGAGACUAGAAAUCAGAUGAUGGAUCACUUUCUGCUUUGUCUUAUAUUCGAUAGAAUUCUCAGAAAUGGGAAUAUGCUUAUUUUGACUGUAAAACAGGACAAAUAAUAGUUUAUCAGUGAGAAGCCGUCUUAGCUCGACAGCUCUUUUCCAUGGUCAAAUAUUUUGGAAUUGUUUCA